Molecule: messenger RNA, 620 nt
Organism: Arabidopsis thaliana (thale cress)
Lineage: Eukaryota; Viridiplantae; Streptophyta; Magnoliopsida; Brassicales; Brassicaceae
Product: Bifunctional inhibitor/lipid-transfer protein/seed storage 2S albumin superfamily protein
Exons: 2
Coding region: 120-449 (109 amino acids)
Biological process (GO): systemic acquired resistance
Molecular function (GO): fatty acid binding
Source: RefSeq, marked reviewed
AAAAAGAGACGACUAGACUAGUAGAAGACUAAUGAGUCUGCAACCCAUACCAUACGCUCAAUCUAACUUGUAUAAUAAGCUCAUUAGAUUUAAGGAUCAUAUGGAAUAGUCAAGAGAGAAUGGAUACGAACAAUACCAGAACUGUGAAAUUUGCAGCUCUUGCAAUAGUUUUAGCCGCCUUGGUGUUGAUGGAAGAACCUACGAGCAUUACCGCAUGUAACAUCAACGCAAACCAUCUGGAAAAAUGUCGUCCAGCCGUAAUUGGAGACAACCCGCCAUCUCCAAUCAAAGAGUGUUGUGAACUCCUCCAAGCCGCUAAUCUGAAAUGCAUCUGCAGAUUCAAGUCUGUUCUCCCCGUUUUAGCGGUUUACCCAUCUAAAGUCCAGGCUCUUCUGAGCAAAUGUGGCCUGACAACAAUCCCUCCUGCUUGCCAAGCUUUGAGGAACUGAGAUGGAGACAGACCGUUCUAGCAGACUUCACUCGAACUUGUCCUGCAACUGAUCUGAAGUCUUACAAUAUGUCUUAUGUUCCGAUCCAAAUAAAUUACAAACUCGCAGUAAUAAUCGCAGCUUGUGUAUAUAGAAGAACCUUGUUGUAUACAUUUAACAAAAACUUUAAGA